AUGACAGCAAAGUUUCCGCCGUAGCAAACACUGCAGAGGGGGGAGAAAAGGCAAAAAAGCCUGUCUUGGAAAAAGCUCAGUGUUGUCGCCUGUCUGCUCGGAGUCGGUGUGGAAUCCAAACAGCAGUUUAUGGUGGAAUUAUGGCACAAAAUGAAACACAUCCCAUUUUGGAGAUACUAAAAUCUUUUAAUCUUGGCGAUAUGAUUCUGGCUUUCUGUUUGUCUGUGCUUGUGGGCCUGCUGCUGGGGGCUUUGGUCUACGUUCUGUUGACCUGGGCAUCCAGGCGCCAGGCCACGGCCAGAAUCACCAGACGCUCUAAAAAGAGAUCGACCACUUCACAAGCAAACAACCCCAUGAGCAACCAGAUGGGCCUCUACAGAAGCACUUUUCUAAGCGUCUACAGACAGCCAUCUCUGGAGCCAGUGGGCCCUCUGGGGAGUAAACCCGGCUUAGAGACCUCCACCUUUCGCCCAGCGAAGAAAAGUAGACCUGCCCUGGACAUGGGAGAGGACACUGAGGUCAUCAUGCCUGAGGACACAGCAGCUUCAAACUCGGAAUCGGAUUCGGCAUCCCUUGUGCCAAAUAAACGGCAUUCCUUCUGGUUGGGUAACAAUGGACUUAAAGGUUUCCUGCCGUCACAGACUCCCCCUCCUGCAUAUGACAGCGUCAUCCAUGCCUUUGAAGAGACCUGCACUUGAAUCUGUCCAUGUAAAUACAACAAGAACUGAAAAAAAAGGAGGAUUACAUGGGACUUUCUGCUUGUGUUCUGCACAAUCAAACAGCUUCAGACAGCUUUCAAUCUAAAUCCUUCACUGAAGUGUCAUAUUAUGAGAUAUCAGGGGUGCAACUAACAAUUUUUUUUUAAAUAAUGGGUUAAUUUGUAUGUUAGUUCAUCCAUUAAUCAGUAUGUUUUCUCUAUGGAGUGUCACACAUCAAACAUUUUCAUUUAUAUUCAUAAAUUAAUGACCAGUAGCAAAUCCACACUAGAGAAGAUGAUACAAGCUGAUUAAUCGAUUGAUCAUUGCACUUCUGAUACAAGUUGUUUGUGGCCAUCUCAUGACCCGUGAUGUCGUCCAAGGUAAAGAGAGUAUGAGGGUGUAUUUCACACACGGUGUUCUUCACAGUUAUAUUAUCUAAUAUCACAAUAAAGGUUUAAUGAUGACUUUA
This is a messenger RNA of Larimichthys crocea (large yellow croaker), 1167 nucleotides long. It is a transcript of the gene myct1b, whose product is annotated as myc target 1b. Gene Ontology annotation, cellular component: nucleoplasm. The record is from RefSeq and is a predicted model, not a curated record. The coding region runs from base 141 to 698 and encodes 185 amino acids. NCBI's taxonomy places the organism in Eukaryota, Metazoa, Chordata, Actinopteri, Sciaenidae. The transcript has 2 exons.